Molecule: messenger RNA, 1281 nt
Organism: Orbicella faveolata
Lineage: Eukaryota; Metazoa; Cnidaria; Anthozoa; Scleractinia; Merulinidae
Source: RefSeq, a predicted model, not a curated record
GUUAAUAAAGUUCUUAUCUUAUCAUAUCUAUUUUCGCUGCGUUUUACGAUACUUAAUUGGGACUUUGGGCAGAGGAAAAAAGUUGUUUUAACAAUUUUAGCGCAUUUAAAAUGCAUCCUGUCUUGCCGCUUACAGGUGCAGACUAGUGAGUCAAAUUUAUUAUUCAUUGAUGGCUAUAUAAGUGAGCUAAAUGUGUUGCUUCUGACACAAUUUUCACUUGGGUUAUUUAUCAACACAGCACCGAACCAAAGGGAGCAGGUAUAGAUACGAUGCGAAUCACCACAGUGCUACUUCUAUUUUCCAUUGCUCUUUUGAUGGUAGAAUUAUCCGAAGCUGCCACGAAACGCCGUUCGAGGUCCAGUUCAUCAGGAUCAAGAAGACGCUCAACUUCCAGGACAUCUGGUUCAUCCAGUCGAUCAAUGUCCAGCUCGAAAGGCUCAAGCUCUAAGCCCAAGAUCACCAAAUACACACCCAUCGAACCCAACACAGUCCGCUCACCUGUCAUUGUCCGCCAAACUAAAAUAGGUUCGCGUUCAAGUACGUUGAAGAAAGUUGUCGCCGGUUACUUGGUGUACAGGUAUGUGCUUGGCAGUGCACCGGUGUACCGACAGGGAUACCCGAUGUAUCGUAAUUACGUCUCCAUUCCAAAGAACAGAGCUGUGAGGCUUUCCAAAAAGGAGGAGAAACUAAUGGACUUGGAAGGAGAGCGGUGUCUGGGGAAUUCAGCGACAAACCAAACGCUGCGAGAUGGAAUUGACGACCACCUCACUGAACUGAACACAACGAUUCAUUACAAGGAAAGUGGAAAAACUGUGAAUCUUUCUGGAAUGAACAAUGCAGUUUCUCUGGAAGAUGUUAAGGAUCAGGAUUUCGAGGUGAUAAGUCGCGCUCGAUAUAAUACUUCGAUUGUGGUCGGAACGAACUGUUCGCAACUCGAGAUGCGAAUUGAAGGAACAAUGGUGGAAAUGUACGAGACGAAUCCGAAUGGCGCGAGUGCUGUUGGGCUCAAUAAGUUGCUGCUUGCCUCUAGCGCAAUGGCUGUAUUUAUUGCUUUGUUUAAGAAAACUUGGUUCUGUUGAAAAAAAAUGAGAGGAGGCUUUUUGGCUUUUGGCUCCGAUACAUUCCCUUGAGUGUGUUGGUUAAUGAUAAAUUUUUAAUUUUGCUGACCAUUAUUUAAAUUUGCAUCUGUCAGAACUUUGAACAGUAGCUCGUUUAUCAAUUUCUUGUUUUAAUUGUUAGUCUUGAUCCAAUGCUUUGCUUUUUAAUAUUUUAGUGUGUCUC